AUGAGGCCGCGAUGCCGGCGGUGCCUCCCGCUGCUGGCGGGCCUGGCGGUGGCCAUCGCCCUCGCGGAGGCCGCGACCUUUUUAUCCCAGCAGUAUGCCUCUCAGUUCCUGGUGAGGAAACGUCGAGCAAAUUCUUUUAUGGAAGAAAGUAAGAAGGGAAAUUUAGAAAGAGAAUGCAUUGAAGAAUUAUGCAAUAAGGAAGAAGCCAGGGAAAUCUUUGAAAAUAAUCCUGAAACUGAGUAUUUUUAUCCCAAAUAUUUAAGCUGCCUUGCUUCCCAUCGAGCAGGGGUUUUCAGGGUUACUGCAGUUACUCCAGAUUCUCCAGCUGACCUGAGAGCUUGUGUCAAUGAAAUUUCAAACCAGUGUAGCCCUCUGCCAUGCCAUAAAGACGGAUAUAAGGAUUGCAUAGAUGGACAAGCCAAAUAUACAUGUGUCUGUAAACUGGGAUGGCAAGGGGAGAAAUGCGAAGAAGAUAUAAAUGAAUGUGAAGAUUUAAAUGGAGGUUGCAGCCAACGCUGUUCCAAUUUACCUGGAAGCUACCGUUGUUUAUGUGAAGAUGGUUACUUCAUGCAUUCAAAUAAACGGGAUUGUGGAGAUAUAAAUGAAUGUGUGUUACAUCCAAACAUCUGUGGGACAGCCAUCUGUAAAAACACCCUGGGGAAAUAUGAAUGUGAAUGUGCAGAUGGCUACACAUAUAAUUCAACUUCCAAGAAUUGUGAAGAUAUUGAUGAAUGUGUUGAAAAUGUUUGUGCUCAACUCUGUGUAAACUCUCCAGGAAGUUAUAGCUGCUAUUGUGAUGGCAAGAAAGGGUUCAAGCUCUCUAAGGACAUGAAGAAUUGUGAGUCUGUUACAGCAUGUAUCCCACUGAACCUUGAAAAGAAUUAUGAACUGCUCUACCUGGCAGAGCAAUUUAUAGGAAUUCCUGUUCUGUACUUAAAGUUUAAAUUGCCAAAUGUCACGAGAUUUACAGCAGAAUUUGAUUUCCGGACAUAUGAUGCAGAGGGAGUUAUACUAUAUGCAGAAUCCCUUGACAAUACAGCAUGGAUCUUGCUUGCUCUUCGGGAUGGGAAGAUUGAAAUUCAAUUCAAGAAUGAAUUUGGAACAAAAGUCACCAGUGGAGGCAAAGCCAUUAAUGAUGGACUGUGGCAUAUAAUAUCAGUUGAAGAACUAGAACACAGCAUCAGUGUAAAAAUAGCUAAAGAAGCCGUGAUGAGUAUUAACAGCCCAGGAACUCUUUUUAAACAGUCACAGGGUUUCUUGGAAACUAAGGUGUACAUAGCAGGAUUACCUCGCAAAGUGGGCAACACUCUUGUUAAACAGAUUAAUCCUCGGCUAGACGGGUGCAUUCGUGCCUGGAACCUGAUGAAUCAGGGACAUUCAGGUGUAAAAGAAGUUAUUCAAGAAAAACAAAGCAAACACUGUUUAGUAGCAGUGGGGAGAGGAUCUUUCUACCCUGGCACUGGAAUGGCAAAGUUUCAGAUAAACUAUAAUAAUCUUGACAGUGCUGAAGAUUGGCUAAUAAAUGUGACUAUGACUAUUCGCCCAUCCACAGACACUGGUGUUAUGUUUGCCUUGGUUUCUAAUGAAACAGUGCCUCUUGCUUUGUCCAUAGUGGACUCUAACUCCUCUGACUCACAGAAAAUCAUUGUGACCAUUGGAAACAUCACUGUUGCACAUCUGGAAUCAAAGAAGUUAUGUACACCCAGAAAAGUGCUGGUUGGACUUGUAGUAACCAAACAGCAACUUGAACUGUCUGUUGAUUCACACACAGACAGAAGCAAUUCAGAGCAACUGUCUAUCCUUCAUCAAGCAAUGAUGGCAAAUGUUGAUACCUACUUGGGCGGCCUGCCAGAUGUUCCUCUGGGUGCUACGUUAGUAACUGCUUUUUAUAAUGGCUGCAUGGAGGUGAAGGUCAACAACAGACAGCUGGAUCUGGAUGAAGCCAUUUCCAAACACAAUGACAUCAGAUCUCACUCGUGCCCACUGAUUAUGCAGUAACCAUUCAAUUCUUAAUUUAACUUUUUUCUUUCAGAUAAAAUUUGCGUAAUUAGUCUCAUGCCAUAAUGAAGCCUGUAUUAUUUUAUUCAAGAUGUGCCAGGAAAAUAAUCAACAGCAUGUUUUUCCUCUCUUUUAUAUAGAAUGAGGGAAAAAAAUCCCCUCUCUUUUCAGCUGUAAAGAGACAAUCAAGAUAAAAAUUCAGUAAAAAUCUUCUUUUAUUCAUAUCAGUGAUAAAUCUUAAAGCUAGAUUUGUCUUCCAUGGUCAUAGUAUGCUCUUGAUCUAUUUAGUUUGGAGAGAAAGUUCAGGAAGUUCUGUUUAGAACGAGUUUUACUUCUUAUUUUUCAUAUAUCAGCACAAAGUUACAAGUUGCAAAUUUUGGUAAUGUGUUUGAAUCUGAACAAAACCAGUCUCAUUAAACUUUUCCAAGCAUAACAUACAAAGAGAAAUCUCUACAGGUUUUGUAAUAUGUGCUUUUGGUAAAGAAAAUAUACCCCGGAAUCCGGAGCUCAAGAUUUCUGUGAAUAUGUUUACAAGUUGUAUCAAUAUUGGUUAAACAACUUCAAAAUGGAAAUGUUUUUGUAAGUAGCUCAAUUUCUGAAAAUAGCUCUUGUUAUACUGUACCAGCUUUAAUUUUUCUAUCUUACGAACCCAGCUUUAGACUUUUUACAGAGUUCUGGAUUAGGUCAGGUAAUUUACUUUCAAAGUGGGUUAAAAUACACCCUGGGCAAUUUUGGAAAGCAGAGGAGAUGGCUUGAAAGAAGGAGCUCUGGUCUUCAUCACAGCACAUCAAACUGGAAUUUGCUAAGUAAAGCUGAGAAAUUGUGGCAAACAUUUCUUGCAUUUGUGACAAAUCUAGCACUCCUCAAUAUGAGCAUCCUCUAAUGGUCCAUCAUAUUCCCUUUAUCUAGGUCAACCUUGCAUUCGCAGAGCCCUAGAAGAGAUUCAUUUGUGAGCCCUAUUGCAGUUGUGUUUCUGACAUACCUGAAAGCCUAAAUUUUUCUAGUAACAUCAGAAUGUAAAGCCAUAUUCUGCUCAGCCAGCUUUAAUGGAACAGGUAAUUAGAAAAGUAUUGUUUUCCUCAGUUGUGCUCAUUUCAAGCAUUUCUAAUAUUUCUUUAACAUCCUUUGAGUGUUCUUUCCACUUCCAACCUCAUUUUCACACAACCAGAAGCCUCCCUGUGCAGCUCACCUAGUAGUUUUGUUAACCCCAAACCAAAUAAAUAGCAAGAGAAUUGCUGUAAGUGAUGAAUAUAUACUCUCAUCCAUCAACCAGAGAGACAUUUAUCUGCCAGGAUUCUUGACCUGAGGUUUGCUUUCUUUGUUUGAAACAUUGAAGUGGAAAUGUAUGUACAGAAGGAUGGAUUGUGACAAUAUUCAUUUUGAGGAUUGCCUUUCUCCAGAGAUAUUCCCAGUGACGUUAGUGAGGUUUCUUUCCUUGUUGAGUACUAACAUUAGUACAUCAGUAUCGCAGAAUCUGAACCCAUCUUUCAAUGUUAUUGCUUUGUCUGAGGUUAUUGCUAACUUUACUUCCCACUUGUGUAACGUGAUACAGGCUUUGCUCUCACUUUCACACCAGCCAGCCUCAGUACAGUCUCCGAAUCUGUCCAGCACUGGUUCAUACGUAGCUGCUUAUCAGCAGGAAUACCGUACAGCUGACACCCAGGAGCUAAUUGCCAGUGAACUACUAAUUCACUUUUCUAGGACGGCAUGUAGAAAAAGCUUUGAUUUAUCCAGACGCCAUGGAUGGGGAAAUAACUGCAGGAAAGCAUUCCUCCCUGCUCUCCUCCGUCCCAACACACACAUUCUUCAUUGGGGCCUAAGUUGAAGAACAACUUGCCUGAAAUAAAGCAGGUUUUGCAUGCAAGGUGGAGCGGAAUUGGAACUUUUGACAUCAAAUACUAUAAAUGAAGUAAUCGUGUAUCUCAGCAGCACCCACUGAAUUCUGGAAAGCCCUUGGGUCAGCCUCUUUGCUUUGUACAACAAACACAGAAAUGAUGAGAUUAGGAAGACAAAGUAAAAUGUCAGCAAUACUCUAAAUGCUUAUGUCAGCCUGUGCAAACAGGAAAGGAAAAGGUUUGUUUUGGGUUUUUCUUUAGGUUUUGUUUGUUUAAGUGUAAUAAAUGGUAUAGAGGUGAAAUUAAAGAAAACAAAAAUCACUUAAUUUUCCCACACAGGCAUCAUUUCUUUUUGUUUUCAUGGAAAAAUAUUUUAGAGUAUUGUAGUUAUAAUGAAACCUCUGCACCUUUUUUUUUUUUUAAUGUAAAAGUGCCUCCCUAUUGUAAGAAUUAAAUAAAAU
Molecule: messenger RNA, 4294 nt
Organism: Gavia stellata (red-throated loon)
Lineage: Eukaryota; Metazoa; Chordata; Aves; Gaviiformes; Gaviidae
Gene: PROS1
Product: protein S
Exons: 15
Coding region: 1-1998 (665 amino acids)
Cellular component (GO): extracellular region
Molecular function (GO): calcium ion binding
Source: RefSeq, a predicted model, not a curated record